This is a messenger RNA of Nycticebus coucang (slow loris), 3376 nucleotides long. RefSeq names its product TAFA chemokine like family member 2 (gene TAFA2). Gene Ontology annotation, molecular function: receptor ligand activity. NCBI's taxonomy places the organism in Eukaryota, Metazoa, Chordata, Mammalia, Primates, Lorisidae. The record is from RefSeq and is a predicted model, not a curated record. The transcript is spliced from 5 exons. The coding region runs from base 726 to 1121 and encodes 131 amino acids.
ACAGACAGUUGUGGCUGAAGAGCAGUGAGCGAAGGUGAUAGGAGGAGGGAGGUCAUGUUAAAGCUGUGGCGAUUGUUAGAAGCAGGUUGGAUUUUCCCCUCUGUACGUGCUUAUGAGAAGCCUCGGAGGGGAUGACACGGGAGAGUGAACGAUUUGUUCUUAAUAGGACUGCUCUGGUUGAACGGCUGCUGGAAGGAACACGAGGCAGAGAACAGUCAGGAGGCAGCUGCAGUGGAGCAGGCUGGCAAAGCUGGGGGUCUGGCUGGGCUGGUGUCCAUGGACAUGCAGAGAGGUGAACAUGCUCAAGAUACAUGUACAGCAUAGAUCGGCCUAACCGUGGGCACAAGCCCAGACUAACAUUUAGAGUCCAUGUACCAGAGGGGGAACCAGAAAGAGGGACUCCCAAAGUCUCCAGACGAGGAGGAAGAAAGUUGGGACUAUAAAGUCGUGGAAAGCAGAAAGGACGGAGCGGACAGUGUGUGAAAUGCUACCGGAUGUACAAGGGGGACCCUGAAACAAAUCAGAAGGAGGAGUUCAUUAAAAUUGGCAAGAUGACAGUCAUUUGUGACUUUGGCCAGAAAGCUUUUGAUGGAAAAACGAGGAGAAAUAUGAUUCGACUGGACUGAAAGAAGAAUGGUGUGAAGGAAGGAGGUGGUUUGUACAGAAACUCCUCGAAAGUUUAGCUGAGAGGGAGCCUAGAGCAGGGACUGGAGGGGCAAGUUAGGAUGAGUAAGAGACAAUUACAGAAAGCAACAAAAGGAAAACUGCUAAUAAUAAUAUUUCUGGUAACCUUGUGGGGGAAAGUUGUAUCCAGUGGCAACCAUCAUAAAGCUCACCAUGUUAAAACGGGAACUUGUGAGGUGGUGGCACUCCACAGAUGCUGCAACAAGAACAAGAUAGAAGAACGGUCGCAGACGGUCAAGUGUUCCUGCUUCCCCGGGCAGGUGGCCGGCACCACGCGGGCUGCUCCGUCCUGCGUGGAUGCCUCCAUAGUGGAGCAGAAAUGGUGGUGUCACAUGCAGCCGUGUCUAGAAGGGGAGGAGUGCAAAGUUCUUCCAGACCGGAAAGGGUGGAGCUGUUCUUCUGGGAAUAAAGUGAAAACCACUAGGGUAACCCAUUAACUAAGGCUAAGUCAGGUGCCCCUCAAGGCUGAUUACAUGGGACGUAUGCACAGAAACUUAACUCCUGAAGUGACCUGCAGGAAGAUUUUUAUACUGCUCGGGAGACGCACUCCAGAGUCUAUUUCUAAAGGAUUUCUCUGGACUCUUUCUUGAAAUCAAGACUUUCAAAAAAGAUAUGAACUUCUAUGUCAUGAAGAUUUAAUAUUCAAACUGUGUUCAACUUGUAAAAUUGCCACAAGAAUUUGAACUUGGCAUCCUCAGAGGUGGUGAAGAGUUGUUUUUUCCAGGGUGAGGUUAGAGACAGUCACCUUUUGGAUUAUCGGCUCCAGAUGUGACGACUGUUCUUCUUUCUGAAAGCUGUCUCCCGAUUGCGCUGUUCUCCCAUCAUGGACGUGUUCCUGGGCCCCGUGUUCCUUGGCUAGUGCAACUACACACAACUUCAAUGACAAUUUUUUUUUUUCCUGAGAACUUCUUUGGCAUGGUAGACUGAGACAAUUUUAAUUAUAUUCUAAUACUGGAGCUCGGAAGGCCUACAUGUUUUAACAUCUUAAAUUUGCUUUUGUUAAAGGAAUGGAAAUAUAUAUCCACGUGUAAUAACUAUUGUUGGCAAGUAAUAGCUAUCUGAGUAAAUCAGUCAUAUAAGAAUAUAUAGACAAGCUGACAUAUCUCCCCCAGGCUAACAGCGCCCUCCUGCAGCUCUUUGUCAGUUAGAUAGGUAGUAGUUAGACCUGGAUUGCCAUUUCAUUAUAUAAUACUUUUAUCUCUCCAGCACACUCCAUUUCAGUUUUUUUUUUUUUAAGUAGGCUUUUUCUUUAAUUUUUUUAUGUUUACUUUUUCCUUUCACAGAAAUCAGCAGUGAACAGUCAUAUUAUUUGGUCGCCUUCAGUUUCAAAAACUUGCCAGGGUGGCAGGUCAGUUUCUGGUUUCUUAGCUUGAAUGUUACUGAGAUUUCUUCUGGUGUUUCUGUUUUUAAACUGUCCUUUCUAUCUCAUUUUAAAAGACUGUCUCUUCCUCAGCCCCAGUGACUGUUUGAAUGCUUACAUAUUUGUUCAGCCUGUUGGUAGGAAAAAUUGUUCAUUUGUUUUGGCCUCAAAUUUAUAAAUAUUUGCUUAUAGUUGUCUCAUUCAAAUAAUUUCUUAGGCCAGUAUUUUGUCCACAUUUUUGUAGCCAUUUUAACAUUUGUGGUUUUCAGUGCUACAGGAAAGUCAUAAAUAUUUAAAGGCCUUAAACAUGUAUGUACUUUUUCCCCUAAGUUAUUACAGAAUGUAUUAUUUUAUACUACAUUUAUGUUGUUUGAUUUGUGAUGUGAAGGGAGAGAAGAAUGGAAAUUUCAUAGCCAUUCGUAAUAAUAUUGUGUGAACUUAUAAUUUGAGGGAACAUAAAGGGGUAGACGCCUGUGUUUUACUCAUUUUAGACUGUUCAGAAGAUGUUUCAGAAAUUGUCCUAUUAGAAGUUCUGUUAUGUAGAGAAGAUGUGGAAAUAUUUUGUUAUUUUAAAAACUCACUGACAUGGCCAGUUAGGCACCGGUUUUUCCCAUAAUGGAGGCUCACAGGUCCUAAAGAGCUUUAGUUCUUAGUUUGUAACAAUAUUCAAAACCCAGUAUGUUACUCAGACUCUUUUUCUUGGGAAGAACAAUUAAAAGUAUAAACUUUGUUAAAAAUUAAACUUAAAAAGCAUACUUCUGACAUCGACCUACAAGUCUGCUGCCUCAUAAGUACAUGAAAUGAAAUGUUUUCCUUCUCCGUUUUAAUUAUGCUCACAGCUAAUUAGAUGGCUCCGAGUGGAUUUUCACAAUGCCUCGACUACAUGAAAUCAUAAAGAAAAGACUAACAAUUGUGCUGGAGUUUUUGCAUCAAUUAGAAUAGCAUUAGUUUUUCUUUACAACAAAGAUGAAAACUACUUUAUUUUAGAAAUUAUGAAUUUGUCCUAGGUUUGUUUGAAUCAUAAUGCUUCUCAUUUUUAAAACAAUGUCCUCUAAAAAACACUGGAAAUUCUGUAUAAUAUACAAGUGUAAUACAUGCAUAUUAAUAGAGAAAAAUACAUGAAAUUUCAAAUAUACUAACUAGAUUAUCCCCCAUAAGAUAAUGUUGUGACUAUUCAGAAAAGGUGAAUAAAAUUGGAAUAUAAAAUGAACUGUCUUUCAUAAGUUAUAUUUGGAGAUCUGUUUUCUUGUGUUUUAUUUUAAAAGCACUUCAGUUAUUAUCUAGGAAAGCUUUGAACCCAUGAAGAGGCUGACAUAAAUUCUUCAAUUUUUU